CAUCUCUUGUCAUUUGUCAUCCCUGCACACUGCUUCAUCGAAAAAUUUUAAUUACUUAGUAAACAAUAGUAGGGCUAAGAUAUUUUGUCACAGUUAACCUUCAUGUUUUAUAAAUUGUAAGGACGAAAUCUGCUUUUAUACAAUGAAUAAAGAAGACAGAAGCAAUGUAAAACACAAUAUUCGCACACCGAAAAAAGCCCCAAUUACCGACGAUUACGACAUUACAAAGACCGUUCUAGGCCUAGGGAUCAACGGUAAAGUGGUACAAUGCUUUUCGAAAGCCACGAAAGAAAAAUACGCCCUGAAGAUCCUCGUUGACAGCAUUAAGGCUAGAAGGGAGGUUGAUUUACACUGGAGAGCAAGUGGAUGUCGUCAUAUAGUCAAUAUUAUCGAUGUUUAUGAAAAUAAGUACAAUAACAGCACUUGUCUGCUUGUCGUUAUGGAAUGCAUGGAGGGUGGCGAGCUGUUUCAAAGAAUUCAAGAUAAACCUGAUGGAGCAUUUACAGAACGAGAAGCUGCACAAAUUAUGCACGAGAUAUGUAUUGCCGUAAAGUAUUUACACGAUAAUAACAUUGCACACAGAGACUUAAAACCGGAAAAUCUGUUAUACUCUAAAAAGGGUACUUAUGGUGUACUUAAACUAACAGACUUUGGGUUUGCGAAAGAAACUUUAGUCAAAGAUACGUUACAAACGCCGUGCUAUACGCCGUAUUAUGUUGCCCCAGAAGUUUUAGGACCCGAAAAAUAUGACAAAAGCUGUGAUAUUUGGUCGUUAGGUGUUAUCAUGUAUAUUCUGUUGUGUGGUUUCCCUCCAUUUUACAGCAACCACGGUUUAGCGAUUUCGCCAGGAAUGAAAAAUAGGAUACGUAUGGGUCAGUAUACAUUCCCUAAUCCAGAAUGGCAAAAUGUGAGUCAAGACGCAAAAGAUCUCAUUAAUGGUAUGCUAAAUGUGGAUCCUGCCAAACGUUUAACGAUUGAUCAAGUCAUGAGCAAUAGAUGGAUUGCACAAUACACGGCUGUCCCCCAAACUCCUUUACAUACUCACAAAAUGUUGAAGGAAGGUGAAGAGAUGUGGCCAGAGGUUCAGGAAGAAAUGACACGUUCGUUAGCUACAAUGAGGGUUGAUUAUGACCAAGUACAAAUCAAAACAUUGGAAAAUUCAAAUAACCCCCUUUUAAAUAAAAGACGCAAACGUUCAGCCAAUCCAGUGGCAAAGGAACAGUAGUAACAAUAAAUAGUAUUACUACAGUGCCUUUACAGUAGUUGAGUUUUAAAUGAAUAUUUUAAUUUGUUUAAACGUCAUUGCAAAAUAUUUUAGCUCCUUUCAUUAGUACGUAGUUUUUAAUUGGGGUUGCCAAUUCUGGUCACUAGACAAUUUCGACUCUGUUUGAAGAAUCGUGAAUUUAAUUUAAUUAAAAGACCGUCAGUCAGUCGGGUUACAGUAGAAUCCAACAACCGUAGAGGUGGCAACCCUACUUUUUAACAUUUUCAUUUCAAGUAGUAUUAUUUUACAUGCUAUACUAAUUUAUGGUAUUCCAAUAAUUCUGUUUUUAGUGAAACGCUCUUACAAUGAAACAGUCGAUACCUACUUUUUCCCUAAAACCACGGUUGUAUUUUUUUGCGCAUUUAUCCAGUUUCGUUUCAAGCGAAACCUGUCAGUCACGUUGCGAUCGUUCUAUGUAACAUUGUUAAAGUUAGUGAAUUAUAGUUUUCGCAAAAAUAUACUUUUUUAUCGUGUUUGUUGAUACUUUAAAAGUAGAUGCUGUUAAUGUAGGUAUUUGCGAUCAAGAAUAUGCCGGUAUAAAAUAAAAAUAAAGUUGGUGCUGCCUGGAAAUUAUACUAUAAACUGAAAAAGUAUGAUUAUGUUAAGUCGCAUGUUUUGUAACAAAACACAUCACACUUUUGUUAAGUCCCGCGAAUUAUCUAAUAUGUUUAGACAAAACUGUGAUGCUGGAUUGCUUUUGAAGUCCAACUUUCCAUAUCGUCAUCGUGUUACGAUAUAAUUGGUGUCUCUGUCUACUGCGUAUCGAAACUUCAUUUGUUCUCUCUGUCGUAACGUUCUAGUGCAUCAUCGUAUAAUAGAAGCGGCACAUUUAAGACAGCACGCCGCUUCUGUUACAUAACUGUCAACUAGAAAACUCAAUCUUUCCAAAGCGAUUCAAAUGGUCUAAGUCAUCUUCAAGUAUUGUUUUAUUGUGCUGUAAUGAUGUCCAUGUCAAGCUCUUGCAUGAAGUACGAAAAACGUUUUUGGUGUUCUGGUAAUGAAAAAGUUCCUAUUUGACAACGUUAUGUAUUUGGAAGCUUGAAGGAAUGUUCAAUUUUGUGUAGCUAUGCUGGUCAUAGUUGGCGUUUAAUGAACGGUGGCUGUCAAAAGUUUUAAGUCGUGGAAAUUCAUUGUAGUUGCAAAUCUUGUAAAUUCGAAUAGUUUUAGCUUGUUUAUUAAAAUUGUUUCAAAUUUGGAUUGAAAUUUCAGGCGUUGACGUUUUGGCCUAUAGCUGCCAUUGUAAUCUUGUGGUUCUCAUUAAACGCGCAACGUUUUAAAGCAAAGUUGUUAAAAAUAAGACUAUAUAACAGUUGUUUACAACUACAUUGUUAUGAUGGAUUGUCAUGAAAUCGCGUAAUUAUAAAAUUAGUAGAAUUUAAGAAUUAACACGAUAUAUACCUACUUACAUAUAACACACGUGUAUGUAGAAUAUGUGUUAUUAAACAUUCGAUGUUCUAAUGUACAAAAUCAUAAGCAAUUUCAGCCUCAUAACUCAUUUAUCUAAAUAUAAAACUUAGAAUCAAAAGACGUUCAAGUUUUAUUUGUUAUACCGGUUGCCACUCCAUUUAGAUCAAUAUAAUGUUAACUGUU
This is a messenger RNA of Zophobas morio, 2854 nucleotides long. It is a transcript of the gene MAPk-Ak2, whose product is annotated as MAP kinase-activated protein kinase 2. The record is from RefSeq and is a predicted model, not a curated record. Gene Ontology annotation, biological process: peptidyl-serine phosphorylation; protein autophosphorylation; intracellular signal transduction. Bases 143 to 1225 code for a protein of 360 amino acids. The transcript has 7 exons. NCBI's taxonomy places the organism in Eukaryota, Metazoa, Arthropoda, Insecta, Coleoptera, Tenebrionidae. Gene Ontology annotation, molecular function: mitogen-activated protein kinase binding; calcium-dependent protein serine/threonine kinase activity; calcium/calmodulin-dependent protein kinase activity. Gene Ontology annotation, cellular component: nucleus; cytoplasm.